Drosophila hydei is the source of this 2600-nucleotide messenger RNA. RefSeq names its product KH domain-containing protein akap-1 (gene spoon). The coding region runs from base 409 to 2400 and encodes 663 amino acids. Gene Ontology annotation, molecular function: RNA binding. The transcript is spliced from 5 exons. The record is from RefSeq and is a predicted model, not a curated record. Lineage: Eukaryota; Metazoa; Arthropoda; Insecta; Diptera; Drosophilidae.
GUCAUUCAGCCCGAUUAACUGUAUUCACACGCGUUUCAGCAAUUUGUGCAAACAAUUCAAGUGCAAUAUCAUAUGGAAUAAUAUUAAAAAGUGAUUUGUUUGAAAAUUAAAUGCGUCUCAAUAAAUAAGACGUAGCUGAUCGAAUGCCGUCAUUAGUUUAUCGGCUUGUGUGCACAAUGAUGGCAACACUGCAUACGCCGGCCAUGUUAUGAUAUGUAAAAGGUGGACGUAGACACGUGUUUAAUUUGUGCUCCUAAAAUACGCUACAAAUUCGUGUCAUAUAAGUCAAAUUAAAAGUAGUGAAUAUAUUAAAAAACAAUAAAGUUAACAAUUUCGCUUAUUCAAAAGCAAUUCAAAGUAUAUUAAUUACCCCACUGGUUUAAAAAGAUUCUCCAAUAUUCAGCGAAAAUGGUAUCCGGUCGUCCUCUACUCUAUCUCUCACUGCCCGGUGUAGCAUUUAUACUCGGCGUCUUUUGGUUUCGGCGUAGAAAUAAAAAUCGUGUUGAUAAAAACGAUGACGAUGCAAAUGCCGCCGCUGCCAAUGGAAAGCCGAUCAAAGAGGCCCUCGAGCCGGGAACACAGCGUAAAGCAGUGAAUGGCGUUCAGUCCCAUAAUGGCAAAUUGCCUACGGGCAACGGUAAUGGAGCGGUGCCUGGUACCGGUGCCACCAAAUCAAUGAACAUCAGUGUGGGCAACGGUUCAGUGCUGAACAAUGUGGAUUAUGAGAAGGAGAGUCCGAAUACAAUGUUAUAUGGCAAAUCAGCGCCAAUUACAAUACAGAGCAAUGGACGCGCAUCGCCCGGCAAACAUCAGCAGCAGCAGAUUGAUACGGAAAUGCUGAAGUCUAAGAUACAAGAUGCAGAGCAUAAGAAACUCUGUUCCAUUGACGAGGACUUUGAGAAUCUGUCAUCGCCCAGAGAUUUACCUGAUUCAAUAUCGAAAAAUCGCGUCUCCUUCUAUAACCGGAAGAUCAACCAAAAGGCCGAGGAGCCGGUUGUCAUCAAAGCGACGCGCACACCAAAAAUAUCGCCAGAGAAUUCAUUUCUCGAGAGCAAAUACACCAAGGAAUGCGAGCAGAAUAACAACUGCGAGCCAAAUCCAAGUGCGGGCGCAGAUGCAGAUAAGAAGCAGCAGCAGCUGGAGGUGGAUGAGAAGAAGGGGGAGAAUGCCGUUGCCACUGUGGAGCAGGCAAUAAAGCCCGUAGAACAGACAAAACUACAAAGCACAGAUGCAGCACAGAUCAAACAGACUGAGGAGCCAACAAUUGUAGCAAAGCAUGUGGAUUUGAAUGAGAAUUCGAGUGCUACAGUCACUGAUGUCACUGCCGCCAAAGCCGCCAAAGCCGCUGUUGCUGCUGUUGUUGAUGAUGCAGUCAAUGGCAACCAGAAGCGCAAUGUGGAUGCAGCUAGUCCAUCGCUUAGCAUUUGCAGCGUGCAAUCUGGUGAUUCCGGCAAAGGCUCCAGCUUGCCGCGAUCGGAGGCAACUUCGCGCGUGAAGAGCUCAUAUCGUUUCUUCUUCCCAAAUAGCUUGAUUGGCCAGCUAUAUGGACGCAAACGUUCGUUCAUCAAUCAAAUCAAGUCGAAAACUUUGGCCAAUGUCGGCCUGAGCAAGAAUCGCUAUUCAUCCGGCAAGUUGCGCAUUUGCACCAUUGAAGGCACCGACAAUGAGAUCGACGCCGCGCUGGCCAUGAUACGCCAGCGUUUGCCAUCCAGACGCUAUCCCAAUUUUACAAUGCAAAGAAUUCACUAUGCGCUUCCGCAAUCCAUAGUUCCUCUAUCGACUGAAAGCCUCUAUAGCUUACAAAUAAAUUUGAUCGAGGGCAUCAACAAUGACGUGUCAGUCAGCGCAGUGCUCUCUGGAGAUCAUGUGUUCGUACAGCAUCCGUUACAUCCAUCGCACCCAUCGCUGCAUGCACUUCAGAAAUCGAUGCUGGACAGCUACUCGAGCAUGGAGGCGCCCAAGUUGCCGAGUAUCGAGAUCAGCGCCGUCUGUGUGAUGCCCAUCAACGGCUGUUGGUAUCGCGUUCAAAUCGUGGACAACGAUCCCAAUGACGACGAGGAGCGGUGCCUGAUCAAGUUCUUGGACUUUGGCGGCUAUAUGAAUGUCAGCUUUAAUGUUUUGCGUCAAAUUCGCACAGACUUUAUGGCGUUGCCAUUUCAGGCAACCGAAUGCAUACUGUCCAAUAUCGAGCCAAUCGAUGAGACCUGGUCUAUCGAUGCGGCCGAUAUCCUCAACAAAUUAACCAAAGGCAUUGUCUUGCAAGCACAAGUCGCCGGCUAUAACAGCCAUAAUAUACCAGAAAUCUAUUUAUUUGCUUCUCUAGGUCCAAACAACGUAAUUUUUAUCAAUAAGGAACUUGUCGCCAGAAAUCUCGCUAAAUGGGUCGAGAUGCGUGACUAACAGCCCAAAUGAACAAUAAAACUUAACACAUAGGAAACUACAACAACAACAACAACAGCAACAAACAAGAACUAGCAGCUAAACACUGGAUGUCUCAAAGUGCUGGAUAAAACUCCCAACAUGCAAAAAGUUGUAGAACGCGACUGAGUCCGUAUUUAUUUAUAAAUACAAAACAACACACCCACACAGACACACACAUA